Chara braunii is the source of this 2963-nucleotide messenger RNA. Lineage: Eukaryota; Viridiplantae; Streptophyta; Charophyceae; Charales; Characeae. The record is from the annotation of a GenBank genome assembly.
GUGCACGUCCUUCGAUGCCCAAAAGCACAACGCCGACCCAACCCGACCUCAGGGACGACGGCACGUGCAGACCAGCGGUGCGUCCAGCACCCACUGUGGAGAACAUCACACGAGGAGUGUCAAACAUGAGGGCACACAGCGAUGGCGGCGACGACGAUGGUGGUGGCGGUGAUGAUGCCGACGAACGAUUCAGGGAGGACGUGGAAGCAGGGGAAGACAACGACGACAUUCCUAUUCGGCCUUUGGGGAAGACAGGUGGGAGGGGGAGAGGACGCAACAAAGGUGUUGUUCGUGGUCGAUCCGUUGGCCGUGGGGGCAGAGGUGGCGUCAGCGAUAACGGCGGGAAGUUUGCGACGUACUGGUCCGCGGAAGAGCAAAUGCAACUGGUGAGAUGCAAGCGGGAGCGAGGAGCGGGUGCUGGGGAGUCUGUUGGUAGUGAGGCCGCUGGUGAAGGCUUCCCUGAAGAACGUUCUUCUACGAGGGACUCCGACAACAACGCAGCCAGCGGUGCUGGAGGCGGGAAGCGGAAGAAUGUGCGUCAACAGGCAUUGGAUUCGAUUGCUGAUGUCAUGGACCGCCAUGGCGAACUAAUGUCGUCGACGAUCGAAUCGUCUAGCAAGCGGCAAUGCAGCAUAUUCACGAGGCAAUGCGACAUACUCGAGCAGGAAGUUGCAGUCCAGAAAGCGCACUACGCGGCGUCCGAUGAGACGCAGAGGAUGAUGUGCCACGCGCUUAUGGAGAUCGUUGCCGCCAUCCGUGUCUUUUCGCCGCGGAGUACUCUUGCCGGGGUCGUCGUCCUUCUGUCUACCACGUGCACGUCGUCGUCUUCUUCCCGCGGAGGACAGAUCUUCUGCGUCGCGGGGGUAUCCGUCGUCGUCACGUCUUCUUCCCGCGGAGGACAGAUCUUCUGUUUACCACGUGCACGUCGUCGUCGUCACGCCACAGCAGCACGGGAGACAUGCUUCCGGGAGACAUAUUUCUCGCCAGGUCGGCCACACUUCCCGCUCAUCCGAUCACACUGCCAAGCUUGCCUGCAGAGGUCGCCACGAAACAUGUCUACGCGAGGGAACACCCGUGGGAAGAAGCGCGACGUAGUCCCUGACGAUAGCCAAGGGCAGGGAAGAGGUCGGCGGCAGGCCCCGAAAGCGAAGAGGGUGCGUUCGGAAGAUGCGUCAGCAAGGGUGCCUCUUCGUGGAGCGCAAGGUUGGGCGGCAGCAGCGGAAGGGGACUACGACGAAGAGUUCAGGACAGAGGAGGAGCAGGCAGAGGCGACCACGUCUGAAGUACGGAAGAGCGGUCGGCAGCGCUCUUCUGAUCACACCGCUUCGAAGAGGAUGUUGACCCCUCCACCCGAGGCGCAGCAGCUGCGUGGCUGCGAAAUGCGGACAGAGAAGGUUGUCGUCGUCGAUCUUGGUGGCGAGGAUGUCAAGCCCUUGGAUAGACGCCAGUCUCGGGUAGGCUGCCCGCCACGCCGUCUCAGCCACGUCAGCGCAACGAGGGUGGUGAUGGAGGGUCCGUCCAACGCGGCGCCGGAGGGGAAGUCGUGGCAGACGCGCGCAGUUGGGGCCGAGGCGGCAGGUGCUGCAGGGGCGGGUGGUUCAGGCACUGUGGCCCCCGUUGCGACGGCGAGGGAGGAGGCAGCAGUUGUGGCGACGACGAGAGAGGAGGCGCGUGGCGAGAAGAAAGGCGAUCGGGAGGCCGGCGAGCCCGAUUCAAGCCGGGUAAGUAGGGGAGUGAUGACAAAAGACCUCAUCGAUCGUGUCGUCCUUUGGGUCGAUGACAAAGCUUUCAGGACAAUGGGGGAGGGGCAAAGACUGUACAACAUCGUUCACGAUACGAGAGAGUACUUCGUCGCCAUCGCCAGCGGAUUUCCACCGCCUGCCGUCCCUCGGAGCGUUGUACUGCCCAAAUCCAACAUGCUCGUAGGCAGGAUCGUCGACCAAUCACAGCUGCAGCAAGCGAUCUCCCGUGCGGCGGCAGUGGAGAACGUUGUUCUGCGCAUCUUACACGGUUGGGUAUUCAAGUCCAGGAACCGCCCAAGGGGAUACCAUGUGGCUUUCCAGUACUCGCUGGAAUCCUUUGCCACGGACAUUGCGCGUGCUAUGUGGUACGGCGAGGAGUGGUGCGACGUCGUCAGUCCGGCGGUUUGCGUGCACACGAUAGAUCUGUCCAUGGACCUGCCACUGUGGUUCGCGGACUCCAACAUCGAGGAAAGACCGGACGACGACGACAUGGCGGCGCACCAGGAGUCCACCGUCAUCUGCGUCGCGCAUGCAUUCCGCGCGGCGGUGCAAAUGGGGGCGCUCAUCGACGGCGAGUUCAUCUCGCACGAUCAUCUUUGUCGGGUGGCUGACUGCUUCAGGCUGUUGUUGGCGGCGUUCAUGUGGAUAAUCCGCAUGGUGGGAGACGAUUCGUGCAGCCACUACGAGGCUUUCUACUUCGCGAACCUCGUGGCGAAGCCCACACUCGUCGCGGCCAUGCAUCGCUCCUUCGAUCAUCGACGAUCCGUCGUCCGCGCCGCGAAAGCCGUCACAGAGAGGCUCGGGAAGGCGAACGCUACAUUCGGAGAGUACCCGGACUACAUCCCUCAAUGGGCACCCUGCGGCAUUGGUUGCAGGCACGACGCGAGCAGAACGAGGCCGGAGGAUGCAAAGAAGCUAGAUUGCACGGACGUAGGCAGGAUCGUCGACCAAUCACAGCUGCAGCAAGCUAUCUCCCGUGCGGCGGCAGUGGAGAACGUUGCUCUGCGCAUCUUGCAUGGUUGGGUAUUCAAGUCCGGGAACCGCCCAAGGGGAUACCAUGUGGCUUUUCAGUACUCACUGGAAUCCUUUGCCACGGACAUUGCGCGUGCUAUGUGGUAAAGUGAGGAGUGGUGCGACGUCCGAGUCGUCAGUCCGGCGGUUUGCGUGCACACGAUAGAUCUGUCAAUGGACCUGCCACUGUGGUUUGCCGGCGCCAACAUC